Messenger RNA from Neodiprion virginianus, 1644 nucleotides. RefSeq lists its product as uncharacterized. The record is from RefSeq and is a predicted model, not a curated record. The transcript is spliced from 2 exons. Lineage: Eukaryota; Metazoa; Arthropoda; Insecta; Hymenoptera; Diprionidae. The coding region runs from base 1 to 1644 and encodes 547 amino acids.
AUGUCAGAUUUUGAAGAGGCCUUCCUGCAGUAUAAUCAAGCCUAUAAUAGCAUCACUGUCAUGGGCGAUUUUAAUGCAGAUCUGUGUUCCAAUAAUUUUGAUGCCAAUAACCUAAAAUCCUUUUUCUCCAGCGUGAGCAUGAAUAUUAUUCCGUACCGUCCAACGCACCACACGGCUACGAGUGGUACAUGGCUUGAUAUCUGCGUGGUUAAUGACCUCUCUAGGGUCUCUGAUUUUACACAGUCACCUGUCGCCUUUUUAUCAAAUCACGACUUGAUUAGCGUUCGCCUCCUAUUUACUACGGGUAAGAUCGAGCCACGUGUCAUCAAAUAUAGGGACUUCAAGUCCUUUGAUUCCCAGGCUUUCAAAACUGACUUGGAAUCCUGCGACUGGUCGCAGGUAUUUGCUGCUACGUCGAUUGACUUAAAAGUUAAUUCAUUCAAUACUAUCGUAGCUAACACAGUAAAUAAGCAUGCCCCUGUCCGCACGGCUCGUUUGAGGCGUCCUCCAGCCCCUUGGCUGGAUGACAAUAUUAAGAUACUUAUAAGACAGCGGAAUUCUGUGUAUAAAGCUUUCAGGAGAACUAAGUCAACGCUUAUUAGAGAUAAAUACAGGGCCUUGCGUGGUCGUGUUAAGUCACUGAUCUCGACCGCUAAAAGCAAAUUUUUUAUGGAUAAGUUCAGAGGGAUCAAGGAUCAAAGGUUAAUUUGGCGUGAACUCCGAAGUAUUGGGAUUGUUAAAUCAAAAGAUGCUAAUUUACCGCAGAAUAUAUCUCUGGAAGAUUUAAACAAUUUCUUUGCAGAACCAUUCGAGCGCGACAUGCAUGACAGUACCGUGGGUAAACUGGCUACCAUGGUGCCACGUCUUAUACCUUUUAGAGACGAUAACUUUUAUUUUAAUGCAGUUACUCCAGAAUGGCUCAUGCGUAACCUGUUCCAAUCUAAAUCUAAUACCAUGGGCAUCGACGCUAAUCCACUUUCCUUUCUGAAGUUGUGCAUGCCUACGAUACUCCUGCCUAUCCUCGAUAUAUUCAACUUCUCACUGUCAAACAAUGUUUAUCCUAGGCUCUGGAAAAGCUCGCUCGUUCGAUCUAUUCCGAAAAUUAAGAUCCCUGGUAGUAUGCAGGACUUCCGGCCUAUAUCUAUUGGCUGCUCACUCUCCAAGUCACUUGAGCGAAUUGUGUUCGACCAAGUUUCUCGGUAUCUUGACCUUAACGACUAUCGUGAUCCGUACCAAUCGGGUUUCCAGAAGGGGUAUAGUGCGCAGUCUGCUCUCAUCAGAGUCACAGACGAUAUAAGGCGUGCCAUCGAUGACAGAAAAUGCACGGUGCUGGUCCUGUUUGAUUUACGUAAGGCAUUUGACAUGGUAAAUUAUCCACUCUUGAUCACCAAGCUUGCGGACCUUAAGGUAUCUACUUCGGCCUUGAACUGGUUUCUGUCCUACCUGUAUGGCAGAAAACAGGCUACUAUAGGACAGGACAGCAAGCUUUCCUCGUGGAAAGAUGUUUCCUGUGGCGUACCACAAGGCACUGUUUUAGGGCCUCUUCUUUUCUCUAUUUUCAUAAAGGACAUGCCCUAUCAGUUGAAACAUUGUGCUGAGUGUUUCGAGGAGAGUGCAUGGUACGUUAUGGCAACUCAAAACUAA